Messenger RNA from Entrophospora candida, 1128 nucleotides. NCBI's taxonomy places the organism in Eukaryota, Fungi, Glomeromycota, Glomeromycetes, Entrophosporales, Entrophosporaceae. The record is from the annotation of a GenBank genome assembly.
AUGGUAAAUAACGACGAUUCGGUAUUAUCCAUCGUUACCAAGCAUUAUUUACCUCCUCCAAUCGCGAAUUCUACCAAUCAUUCUCCCAACACUUCUUCAAACAAUGGUUUGAUCACUCCUAAUAGCGUUUAUGGUACAACUUCAAAUGGUAACAAUCAAUAUAAUCCAAUAAAAACUGAACAAUCAUCAUCAAAUCCAUCCGCUGAUAACUUUAAUAAUCACAACAACGCAAGCAACAACAAUAAUACUAACGGAAAUAAUAAUAAUCGUAAAUCAUCUACAUCUGCAACAACUACUCCGAUCACAUCACCCUCAAAAAAUCCCCAAGAUCUUGUAGUUGAAACUCAUAUUCAAGGAAAACCACCGUAUUCUUAUGCCACUUUAAUCACUUAUGCCAUCACAAAUAGUCCAAAUAAACAACUCACAUUAAAUGAAAUCUAUAAUUGGGUAAUGGAAAAUUAUCCUUAUUAUAAAACUGCUGGAAGUGGUUGGAAGAAUUCCAUAAGACAUAAUUUAUCUUUGAACAAAACAUUUGUACGUGUUCCUCGUCCUAUCAAUGAACCUGGCAAAGGAUCUUAUUGGAAGGUUGAUUUCAGAGCUGCAGAAGCAGAAUCACAUAGAUCAAGAAGCCGGAACAAUCGAUCUUCAAGUGAUCCAACUCCUUAUAGGCCAGAACCAUGGAAUUCAUACGAUAAUCACAGAUACCGUGAAACAAUGACUGCAGUCCCCGAAAUGAGCAGAUCUUAUCUUGAUAAUGUUGUUAACCCAUAUGGAAAUAUGCAAAAUAUGCAAUCACAUUACAACAGACAAAUCCGUUCACCUCGUACAUAUGCUGUAGGUCAGCCAUAUCUUCACCAAGGUUUAAAUGGUAACGCUGCUGUCGCAGCUGGCAUUCCAGGUCAACCAACAAUGUCAUACGCUGGCGCUGGCAUGGGUAACUUAAAUUACGAUAUAUCAGAAUACGCAAAUAUUCAUGGUCAUCCUAAUACUGCAACAUCAUCUCACGUAGACGGGCAAAAUUCUGGUGCUUUCACUAGUUAUGGUGCACAUUCAAUAUAUCCAUCACCAAUGUCAGCACAUGCAACUGAUUCUUCAAAUCAAGCAGUAGCCCACACUUCAUUUGUUUGA